Messenger RNA from Fusarium tjaetaba, 3891 nucleotides. Its product is annotated as pre-mRNA 3'-end processing factor CF II. Gene Ontology annotation, cellular component: nucleus; mRNA cleavage and polyadenylation specificity factor complex. The annotation marks the transcript as partial. NCBI's taxonomy places the organism in Eukaryota, Fungi, Ascomycota, Sordariomycetes, Hypocreales, Nectriaceae. The transcript is spliced from 5 exons. The record is from RefSeq and is a predicted model, not a curated record. Gene Ontology annotation, molecular function: protein binding; nucleic acid binding.
AUGCAGGCUUACACCGAGCUUGCGGCUCCCUCAGCCGUAACACACUCCUUGACCGUCUCUCUCACUUCAGCUACAGCUACCAAUCUCGUUGUCGCAAAGGGUUCCCUACUCCAAAUCUUUACAACAAAGGCCAUCUCCGCCGAAUUCGAUCCCGAGAACCAACCUGCCCAGACGGCAAAGCCUGAACCUGAAUUUGAUCACCGCGCGAACGACGAUGAUGGGCUCGAGUCUUCGUUCCUCGGCGGCGAGACAAUGCUUGUUCGAACGGAUCGCACGAACCUCACGAAGCUAGUUCUUGUCGCGGAGCUUCCACUCUCCGGCACCGUGACGGGGUUGGCAAAGGUCAAGACGAAGCACUCGAAAUGUGGCUGUGAAGCUCUCCUGAUAGCAUACAAAGCCGCGAAAUUAUGUAUGGCGGUAUGGGAUCCUGAGAAGAGCAACCUCGAGACCAUUUCCAUCCACUACUACGAAAAAGAAGAACUACACGGCGCGCCAUGGGAGGUUUCUUUCGACGAAUAUACCAAUUACCUCGAAGCGGAUCCCGGCAGUCGAUGCGCCGCCUUCCAGUUCGGCUCACGCAACCUCGCGAUCCUACCGUUCAGACAAGUGGAAGAAGACUUGGAAAUGGAUGAUUGGGAUGAGGAUCUCGAUGGACCACGACCCGUCAAGGAGUCUACUACAGUCGCCAAUGGAGAUAGCGACACAUUAGAACCAGCGUAUACACCAUCUUUUGUACUCCGUCUUCCGCUGCUUGAUCCCAGUCUGCUUCAUCCCGUGCACUUCGCUUUUCUGCAUGAGUAUAGAGAACCGACUUUUGGUAUUCUGUCUUCCAGCCAGGAGCGAGCGCAUUCCCUUGGCCAGAAGGAUCACUUGACCUACAAGGUGUUUACGUUGGAUUUGCAGCAGCGAGCUUCGACGACUAUUCUUUCGGUUACCGAUCUUCCUCGGGAUUUAUUCAAGAUUAUCCCGUUGCCAGCGCCUGUUGGUGGUUCGUUGUUGAUCGGAGAGAAUGAGCUGAUCCAUGUCGAUCAGUCUGGCAAGUCCAAUGGUGUGGCGGUGAACUCAAUGGCUCGGCAGAUUACUUCGUUCAGCUUGACGGAUCAGGCGGAUCUUAACCUAAGAUUGGAGCACUGUAUCAUUGAGACACUGUCAAUUGAGAACGGCGAGCUCUUGCUCGUUCUCAACGAUGGUCGCAUUGGAAUAGUUACGUUCCAGAUUGAUGGCAGAACAGUCUCUGGUCUUACCGUCAGGAUGGUCGCAGAUGAGAACGGCGGCAAUCUGAUCAAGAGCCGCGCAUCGACAGCGUCGAAACUUGGCAAGAAUGCGUACUUUGUUGGUAGUGAAGUUGGCGAUUCUGUGGUGUUGGGCUGGACGAGAAAGAUGGGACAGGAAAAGAGACGAAAGCCGAGACUUAUCGAUGCGGAGAUUGGGUUGGAAAUGGAUGAUUUGGAUCUCGAGGAUGAGGACGACGAGGACGACGAUUUGUACGGCACCGAAUCUGCUGCUGCGAAACCGGCUCAGGCUCUCAAUGGUGGAGGUAAAGCGGGCGAGUUGACUUUCCGCAUUCACGAUACCCUACUCAGCAUCGCCCCGAUCAAGGACCUGACAGCUGGCAAGCUGUCGCUCCAUCCUGAUAGCGAAGAGGCAACUCUGUCACAAGGCGUCAUUUCGGACCUCCAUCUCGCGUGCGUCGUCGGCCGUGGAAAAGCCGGUUCACUGGCCAUUCUCAACCGCAACAUCCAGCCCAAGAUCAUUGGCAGGUUCGAGUUCCCCGAAGCGAGGGGCUUCUGGACCAUGUCUGUCAAGAAGCCAAUGCCCAAGGCUCUCGGUGGAAAUGUUGGCGUGGGUAAUGAGUACGAGACAUUUGGACAGCAUGACAAGUACAUGAUAGUCGCUAAGGUCGAUCUUGACGGUUAUGAGACUUCAGAUGUGUAUGCUCUUACUGGCGCAGGCUUCGAGACUCUCAAGGAUACUGAAUUUGAUCCCGCGGCUGGGUUCACUGUUGAGGCUGGAACGAUGGGCAAGCAGAUGAGGAUCAUCCAAGUCCUCAAAUCUGAGGUUCGAUCCUACGAUGGAGAUCUCGGCCUCACUCAGAUCCUGCCGAUGCUCGAUGAGGAAACUGGCGCUGAACCCCGAGUCACCAGCGCCAGCAUUGCUGAUCCUUACCUCCUACUCAUCCGCGACGACAGCAGCCUUAUGCUGGCACAGAUCGAUAGCAACAAUGAGCUGGAGGAAGUGGAAAAGAUGGACGCUACUCUGCAAAACACAAAGUGGCACUCUGGGUGUCUAUAUGCUGAUACAAAGGGUGCUUUCCAACCGAGCGUCGGCGACAAGGGUGCAGAGACUGAGAAGAUCAUGAUGUUCUUGCUCAGCUCGACUGGCGCGCUCCAUGUUUACGCACUCCCCGAUCUCUCCAAGCCCGUUUACGUUGCCGAAGGUCUCAGCUACGUGCCUCCUCACCUUUCAGCAGACUACACACUACGACGUGGUCUAGCAAAAGAGAACCUCCGUGAGAUUCUUGUCGCUGACCUCGGCGACACCACCUCUCAAUCUCCAUACCUCAUUCUCCGCAACCAAACCGAUGACCUCACAAUCUACGAACCUAUUCGCCAUAUAAGAGAAGGCGAAACCAGUCUCUCUGCCACCCUCUCCUUCAAAAAGACUUCCAACACAACAUUAGCCACAAUCCCCAUAGAGACAGAACAGGACGACGUCGAACAACCACGCUUCGUCCCUCUCCGACCAUGCGCAAACAUCAACGGCUACAGCACCGUCUUCCUUCCCGGCCCUUCACCAAGCUUCGUCAUAAAGUCCAGCAAGAGCAUCCCCCGCGUCAUCGGUCUUCAAGGCAUCGGCGUCCGCGGUAUGAGCACAUUCCACACCGAAGGCUGUGAUCGCGGCUUCAUCUACGCCGAUGAUAAGGGCAUCGCACGAGUAACGCAGCUCCCACCGGACACCAACUUCACCGAGCUUGGCAUCUCAGUCAAGAAAGUCCCUCUGGGCGCUGAUGUUCGCGGCAUCGCAUAUCAUCAACCAACAGGCGCAUACAUCGCAGGCUGCAUGAUAAGCGAACCCUUCGAACUCCCCAAAGACGACGACUACCACAAAGAAUGGGCCAAGGAAACACCCACCUUCCCACCGACCAUGCCCCGCGGCGUUCUCAAGCUCAUCAGCCCCGUUAGUUGGACCGUCAUCCACGAAGUUGAGCUUGAAUCCUGCGAAUCCAUCGAGUGCAUGAAAACUCUCCACCUCGAAGUCUCAGAAGAUACAAAAGAGCGUCGCUUCCUCGUCACAGUCGGCACAGCCGUCUCAAAGGGUGAAGACCUCCCCAUCCGCGGACGCGUGCACGUCUUCGACAUCGUAACCGUCAUCCCCGAGCCCGGCAGACCAGAAACCAACAAGCGUCUCAAAGCCAUCGCGCGCGAAGACAUUCCCCGCGGCGGCGUAACAGCCAUUUCAGAGAUUGGCACCCAAGGUCUCAUGCUCGUGGCGCAAGGGCAAAAGUGCAUGGUGCGCGGUCUCAAGGAAGACGGCUCCCUUUUACCUGUUGCGUUCCUCGACAUGAGCUGCCACGUAUCUACUGCGAGGGAACUCCCGCGUACGGGGCUGUGUCUUAUGGCUGAUGCGUUUAAGGGCGUUUGGUUUGCGGGAUAUACGGAGGAGCCGUAUACUUUCAAGGUCUUGGGUAAGAGCCAUGGCCGGUUACCGGUUCUGGUAGCGGAUUUCCUGCCGGAUGGUGAAGAUCUGGCUAUUGUUGCUGCGGAUGCGGAUGGCGAUUUACAUAUUCUCGACUUCAACCCCGAGCAUCCUAAGUCUCUUCAGGGCCAUCUCCUCCUCCACAGAACCUCAUUCUCCGUCUCCCCCAAUCCCCCCUCAACAACACUCCUCCUC